AUGUACGACUCCGUGCUGACCGGCCUGCAGAACAUGCUGGAGGAGCGCAAGCGCAACCCCGACUACCAGUACUCGGUCGUCGCCUUCACCGACGGCAAGAGCAACAUGGGCCGGCGCCUGGAAGACUUCAAACGCGCCUACGAACAGCUGCCCGAGGACGUGCGCGGCAUCCCCGUCUUCAUGGUGCUGUACGGCGAGGCCGCCGAGGGCGACCUGAAGCAGCUCGUCGCCAUCACCGGCGGCAAGGUGUUCGAUGCGCGCAAGACGCCGCUGUACGCCGUGUUCAAGGACAUCCGCGCCGUACCAAUGAGUGGACUUCUGCGAUGGCUGAACGCACCGGCCAACUGGUGCGGCCUGCUGGCGGCGACCGGCGUGCUGCGCCACGGCGAACGCCGGUUGCAAGGCCAAGGCCGUGUCGAAGGCCGCGAGUGCCUCCUCCGGGCGCCCCAUCGCCAGCAGCACAUUGCCGAGGUUGUUGUGCGCGCCGGCCAGGCGCGGCUGCAGCCGCACCGCGUCUUGCAACGCCGCGUGGGCCUGAGGCCAGUCAGCCCGCGCCAUCCACAGUGCGCCGAGAUUGGCGGCCAGUUCGGCAUCGGCGGGCAGCAGUUGACGAGCCCGCGUCAGUGCGUCAAGCGCAUCUUCACCGAGCAUCUGCUGACCGACCGACAGGGCCUUCCACAGCGCCCCCUCAUCCGGGUGGCUGUACAACAGAUUUCUGGCCUCAGAGACCAUCUCGGCAUAGCGGCCGGUCUGGAAAAGCGUGAAAAGGUUUUGAAGCCGCCUCAUCGAGCUGCUCCAGGCCGGCCGUCGCGGCGAAGACCCGUUGCAGCGCACCAGCUUCCAGAUGAGCAGCGGCCUGGACAGCCUCAGCCUCGUCGACGAACACCAGGCGCUGCAGGACGUCGCGAUCGCUCACGUCACGCGCACGGCCGAGGACCUGAGCAAGGCCGAGCUGCAUCAGAUCGGCAACUACUUCGCCGCCCUGCGCGGCAUCGCUCGGGCCCGUGA
This is a messenger RNA of Ostertagia ostertagi, 1008 nucleotides long. Lineage: Eukaryota; Metazoa; Nematoda; Chromadorea; Rhabditida; Trichostrongylidae. The record is from the annotation of a GenBank genome assembly.